AUGUGCGACUACACCUUGCCGUCGGACUCGGAGAGCGAGGGCAAGCCGCCGGGAUGGCGGCAUUGGUGGGAAACGCCUGCGACGCCUAGCGACCCUGGCUCCACGCCGAGGGAGGUCGACGAGGACGGAGGCGCAGUUGCCAACGACGCCCAGAAGAAGGAGGAGGAGGAGGAGAAGGAUGGAGGCGCUGUUGGCAGUGACGGCAAGGAGGAGGAGGAGGAGGAGGACUCCGACGCCAAUUUCACCCGGCUGGAGACAGCGGACGAGAAGGCGGUGGCAAGGAAGAAGGCCAGAGCCCGGGCAAGGGCGCGGGCGCAGGCGGCGCGUCGGAGUCCGUUCACCGACGACGACGACAAAGACGCCACUUCGUCCGACUGGAACUCAUCCACAGACGCGUCGUCCGCCAGUUCCUCUUUCGACGAGGAGGUAACAAGCAAGAGGUGCUGGAGUGAGGACGACGAGGCAGGGCCUUCUAACAAAAAGGCCAAGAAUUAG
Lolium perenne is the source of this 495-nucleotide messenger RNA. Lineage: Eukaryota; Viridiplantae; Streptophyta; Magnoliopsida; Poales; Poaceae. The record is from RefSeq and is a predicted model, not a curated record.